ACCAAAGCGAAAGUGAAAGAAAGCCUUUAGAACUUUUCAUUAGAAAUUAGAAAAUGGCACAUUUAUUCGUCGCAUAUAUUUUAUGGUUCUUUGGUGGAGCUUGGGGAUUACACCAUUUCUAUCUUGGACGAGAUAGACAUGCUUUUAUUUGGUGGUCGACGUGGGCUGGAUGUUUUGGACUCGGUUGGGUUCGUGAUCUCUGGCGGAUACCAGAGUAUGUUUAUGCAGCAAACAAAGAUCCUGGAUACUUGAAAGAUUUAAAUGAAAAAGCAAAGCGAUAUCCAAUACCUCAAUUCAAUGUUGUAAGAUUCGCAGGAGAAGUGAUAGUUGGUUUCUUAUUUGGCAUACUGAUUCGAAUUUGUAUUCCAGAUGAUUUUGUUGCACUGUUCAUUGGUCGUGUUCUGUCAAUAAUUGUGCCUCCGUUUGCAGUAGCAAUAGGAGUUCAUUUAGUUGGAAAUGUAAAUCCGGAAAAAGUAAAUUUCCAGUGGGCGUUACUUGGAGCGUAUAUAUCAAUACCUAUGUUGACUUUAGAUUCUGGAAAUAACUUGGUAUAUUCUUCAAUACUUUCUGCAAUUGCAGUAAACUGGCAGGGAAAAAAUUGGAACAGAGAUUAUUUAGAAAAGCGUGGACUUUGCAAAAGAAUAUUUGUAUUAACUGUCUGUGGAUUGCUAUAUUUAUCACUUUGGUCAAGUGCAAUUUAUUUUAAUGCAACAAUUACAACAAAAGAGGGAGACGAAGUUCCAUUACGAGAGGCUAUAAAUAACUUUUUUACCUCCCCUGCAUGGGCAGAUACAAAAGAAUCAUUUAGAAAUUUAUAUAAAUAUUACCAAGAACAUGGCUGGGAAAAUUUAUAUAACAAGAUAGUAGAUUCUUUAGAUCCAUUAGGAGAAUCCAAAGCAUAUAAAGAUUUAGGUGUGCACGAAAAUGCUUCGGAAGAGGAGAUUAAGAAAUCGUAUAAAAAAUUAGUGAAACAGUGGCAUCCAGAUAAACAUAUAGAUCCAGAUAAAAAAGCUGAAGCACAGAAAAGAUUUAUAGAGAUACAAGAGGCAUAUGAAACAUUGUCUUCAAUAAAGACGAAAAGAGCACAGAGAAAUAAGAAAUCAAGAUCAUCUAGUCAAGAUCAUAGAGAACACACAGAAUUCUAAACAUUUGAUUUUUUUGUAAAGAAUCAAAGAAAUUGUUUAAAGUAUAAAGAUGUUGGACAUGUCAAAGCCCAUGCCAAGAAAAUUCAAAAUUGGGGAAAUUUGUAAAAACAGGGUUUCUUUUAUGGAGUGUAUGUAUUAGUGGUAAAAGGAUAUACAAAAAUGUAUACAUAUUUUGUAUAAUGUACUUUAUGGUAUAGUUUCUAUAGUAAAAAUACUUAGCCAAACAAUGAUUAUGGUUUCUAGAUCUGCAAGAAUUUAUGAUCAGUUAAAAAAAUUAUGACGUGUUUUCCCUAGGUUAUGCCCAGAAAUUUUUUAAUUUUGAGUAAUUGUAAAGAGUUUCAGGAGUGUUUGUGGCGGUAAAAGGAAAUAUACAUAUUUUGUUCAAUGUUUUUAUGGUACAAAUUUUAUUGUAAAAUACUUAGUCAAACAACUAGAUCUUUUGUGUAAAAAAAAACCCAGAAGGUAUGGGCAUACCAUAGUUUUAUUGACAAUUUUUUCAUUUCUUUAUAUCUUGUACAUGUAGCUGCAUUAUUGUCAUCCAAACAUUGUAAACAUUUGACAAAUGCUCUGAAAAUAGAUCUGUUGAAUUCUUUUAAGUUUCAUGGUAUAAAUUGUAUAUAAUCAUGUACACAGGUUGCUUCAUAACCUGAAAGAAACAUUCAGAGAAUCUCUUGCAUGUCUUUUAUCUAAUAACAUCUACUAUGUUGUUCAUGUUAAGUCUUGAUUUAAAUAAUUUUUUACUUAUUCCAUGACUUUGUUUUUUUACACCUUUUCUUGGUAAAUUUAAAUAUACAAUUUUUAGAAAAAAUUCAAUGAUAUCAGUGCAUGCAUAAAAUAUAAAGGGAUUCAAUGUUCUUGUUUACAUGAAUUCACCCUAUUGUACUUACAAUAGACGUAUUUACACUUGUAUGCAAAUUUGUCCGCCAUUACAUAACAUCACACAGGUUCCCGUAAACUUUGACUUCAUAAUUCAAAACAUAUGACGUCACAACUAAAAAGUGAUUGUUGCUUGACGUCAAAAGGUUAUUUGGAGGUGAUGUAAGGUCAUUCGGAGGCAAGAUACAGCUUAAUACCACAAGUGUAAAUACGUUUAUGUAUAAACAACCUUAAAAUUAAAUCAAAACAAUCUGAAAAAGUAUACAGAAAAUGAUGAUCUGAUAAACAUUAUAAUGCAUUGUAAUGUGCAUUUAUAAUGCAUUGUAAUGUGCAUGCACAUAGGGAUAUAAUUUGUUAAUUAUGAAAGCGAAAGUACAAAUCGAUUAAGUUUUUGUUUAUUUCAUUUGCAUAUUUGAUACCAAUCCUAAAAUUUUUAAAUUAUAUAUAUGUUGACUUUUUGUUUUUAUGUCAAUGCAUUUUGCCUACAGUUACAUAAAGUCCAGCUGUUGGCAGCAUUUAUCCAAUAAAUGAAAACCAUUUGCAUGUAUUUAUAUCUAAUUGUUAUUCUACAAACAAAGUCCUUGUCAAUGAAAAACAUAGUAAUCAUUCAUGUUACAAUAAAAAAAAUCAUUUUCAAUAAAUCAUGAGAGAAAUUUAUCCAUUUUGCUAGAAGCCACAACAGUAUUGUAGUAUGUUGUUACACAUAUCAGUCCAAAACCACUUUCUAUAUGUUUUUUGUAUUAUUGCCUGAUGUUUGUUAUUUAUUUACUUUUUGAAGUCUUUAUUUGUAGAAAGAUGUGAAUAUCCUAAUCAAAAUACUGCCAUCCUGGGUUUUUCAUUACCUAUUUAUUUAGCUGUGUUAAAGUUGUGCCAAUAUACUUUAAAGAGCAUUUUUUAAAGAUAUUUUAUUUUAUUAUAAAAUGCAAGAUAGUAUCUUUACUUAAAGAUUUAAAUUUUUAAGUGAAACAUAAUCAGGAACAAGCUAAGGGCAAAGAAUAAUACUAAAUAGCAAAUAAAUGACUGGACCUUAGAAAUUGUAACAAUUGGGGAAAAAAGUUUUAUUUAUGAUAUUUUUUCUAAAACUUUAUUUUGUGGAGAAAAACUAUGUACUGUGGACACUUCUGAUUUUCCAUUAUAUUAAAUGUAAUCAACGACUUUGAAAGAGUUCAUUUAGGUGUUACAUACACUUCAGGGAGAUAACUCUGUUUAAUCAGCUGAAUGUUUUAAUCACAUUCUUUUAUCAAGAAAACAUGAAGCUUCUAAAUUAUUAAAAUUAAUGAUGUCAAACUGCUAUGUAUCAAAACGAAUUUUUUUCUGAUAAUGUGUCUGGUUCACAUUUUUUGAAGUUUAAAUAAUUUUGUCAAAGGGUCAAAGUAAAUAUUUGGUCAAAAUUUUAUAAAAAUUAAAGGGAGUCCAAUUAAUUUUAGACAAUGUUUAAUGAACCACCUUAAAUGAUAUUUAACCAAAUUAUAAUUUCUCUUUUUUUAUUUAAAUGAUCAAUGUGACUGUUAUUUGAUUUUUCGUUAAGAUUCUAUGCUAGGACAUGUAGAAGAUUGUAAUCUCUUUGGAUAAACUUUUGUAAAUCUCAUUUGCUUGUUGAAAUAUUAAUUUCAAAUGCCUCUAUAACCAUAGUUACAUUCUUUGAAAAUAAACCCUUAUUUCCUACAAUUUUAUUUUCAUAUUGUAUAGUUUAAAUAAUAUUUAAUAAAAUUUGUCAGGGAAUGAUUACUUAUUUUUGUAUGUUACUCAUAGUCUCUGAUGUCAUAUAUCUGUGAAAUUAUGUUCCCAGAUUAAGUGGAUUAGUCUUUUUUUAGCAUGCUGUUUUAUGUAUUAGUUUUUGAUUAGGUCUAGUUUAUGCUGAACCACAAGUGGUAAGUGAACGAUAAUUGGUAUGCAGUUGUAUUAGUAUUGGCACAUCUCAUUACCAUGGAGAUCAUUUUGCCCCGCCCCCUCAGUUAUUGUCUAUUGACUUUGAAAUUUUGCUUAAUCUUUAUAUAUUUGUUUGUGAUUAAGUCAGUUUAUGAGGAACCACUAAUAAUUGGUAUGCAGUUGUAUAAGCAUUCACAUAUCUCAUUUCCAUGGAGAUUUUUUGGCCCUGCCCCUUCAGUCAUGGUCUUUUUACUUUGAAAUAUUUGAUUAGUUUUCAUGUAUUAGUUUGUGUUUAGGUCUGUUUAUGAGGAACCACCAGUAGUUAGUUAAUGAUAAUUGGUAUGCAGUUGCAAAACCAUUGAUAUAUCUCUUUUCAAUUGAGAUUAUUUUGCCCUGCCUCCUCAGUCAUGGUCUAUUGACUUUAUAACUUCAAAGCAUAGUUUUCAUGUAUUAAUUUGUGAUUAGGUCGGUUUAUGGAGAACCACUAGUUGUAGGUCAAUGGUAUUUGGUAUGCAGUUGUAUUAGCAUUGGCACAUCUCAUUUCCUUGGGGAUUUGUUAGCCAUGUUCCUUCAAUCAUGGUUCAUUGACUUUGAAUAUUUGCUACAUGUUUUAGAUGUUGCUACAUUUCCACAUUUGCAUUAUCGAAAUUAAAAAAAAAGUGAGACUUAUCUCUGUGAUAACAGUUUAUUAUAUAUUUUAUAAUAAUUAAAUGUAUGCCAUAUGUGUUAACUUCUCAGCCAAUGUGUGAUACAGAAAUAUUUGAUUUUUGUUUGUAUCAUUGAAUUAUUUCCCUUAACACAGAUCAUAACCAUUAUUCAUACACAUUUUUUGUAUAUGCUGUCCUAAAUCACACACUGGAUGUCCAACUAUGUUGAAUCUUUUGACUUUUCCAUGAACAGUGCUAGAUGGAUAUGUACUCGCCGUCUAUUUUUCUUUAUUAUGAAUCUUAAUUUGUUUUGUUAACAUAUAUUUUGCUUUUUAUAUAGGUCAUGAAUUUUAACUCAAUAUCAGCAAAUAUAGUAUAUCCAAGCUUACAAUUCUUCAAACAAAUCCCAUAAAACCAUUAUUCCUACUGCCAUCUGUAUAUGCUGUCCUAAACCACUACCUGCUGGAUGUCCAACUAUGUUGAGUCUUUACUUUUUCAUGAACAGUGCUUGAAUGAUCUUUAUUUUCCUUAUAUUUUCCUUUAUUAUGAAUCUAAAUUUGUUUUGUUAACCUAUGUUUUGCUUUUUGUAUAGAUUUUUGAAUUUUAACUAAAUUCCAGCAAAUAUAGUAAAUCUCAGCUUCACAAUUCACACAUUGCAGCAAUGUCAAGUCUGUUGAGAUUUUUUGUGAACAAACAAAUGCUUUGAUAAUAUUUCUAAUCUCAAAUUUGUCUAUUGCUGUUCCUGACCAUUAGAAUACCGGCUAUUUAAUAAAUGGAUUUAUGUUUA
Messenger RNA from Mytilus trossulus (common blue mussel), 5324 nucleotides. Its product is annotated as dnaJ homolog subfamily C member 22-like. The coding region runs from base 54 to 1145 and encodes 363 amino acids. The record is from RefSeq and is a predicted model, not a curated record. The transcript is spliced from 3 exons. Lineage: Eukaryota; Metazoa; Mollusca; Bivalvia; Mytilida; Mytilidae. Gene Ontology annotation, cellular component: membrane.